AUGUGGAGGUCAACUAAAAACAAGUCGCAAACCAAUGCUUCGAAUUACUUGGGAGAAAUCAACGACGACGCUAUUACCCAAAAGGCCUGGGUGCGAUUUCGAACUCGACAGAAAUAUGUCUUCCAUGAACUGCCAACAGUCUAUGAAGUAUACAUGGACUCUGUUCUGGGAACUCGGUCCAUGUCCAAAGCUUUCUUGAGUGUCGCAAGAGUGUACACCUUUGCCCACUACUACCACAUUGAGACACUCAUGAUAUUUUGCCGGGCCAAGAUUCACAAACUCAUGAUUCUAGCUCCAGGCAGAGAAGAAGUGUGUGAUUUACUGCAACUUUGCAAGGACGAACCAGCUUCUGCAGGAUUGAAAGAGCUAGUCUUUGAGUAUUGCGCCCUUAAUCUUCGCCGACUCUUGGCUUGCAAAAGGUUCCAUACCACUAUUGAAGAAUAUCCCGAGGCAUCCCUUGGGAUGAUCAAGAAGAUGAAGAGUUUUCAGACUUUUUACUUCAAACUAAUCAGCAUAUUUGAAGGCAAAGACCCAGACGGUUAUUCGUUGAACUCAGAUGAAGAUUGGUACCACGAAACAGCAGAAGAUUGA
Beauveria bassiana ARSEF 2860 is the source of this 591-nucleotide messenger RNA. RefSeq lists its product as uncharacterized. Bases 1 to 591 code for a protein of 196 amino acids. The transcript is spliced from 2 exons. NCBI's taxonomy places the organism in Eukaryota, Fungi, Ascomycota, Sordariomycetes, Hypocreales, Cordycipitaceae. The record is from RefSeq and is a predicted model, not a curated record.